Mercurialis annua (annual mercury) is the source of this 1194-nucleotide messenger RNA. RefSeq lists its product as uncharacterized. Bases 1 to 1194 code for a protein of 397 amino acids. Lineage: Eukaryota; Viridiplantae; Streptophyta; Magnoliopsida; Malpighiales; Euphorbiaceae. The record is from RefSeq and is a predicted model, not a curated record. The transcript has 3 exons.
AUGGAUACAGACCGAAGUUGGAUGUAUAGACGGCUCCAGGGCAGGUUGCUAUACCCAGGCUUUACCGAGCGCGUGCAAGAGUUUGUUAAUUUCGCUUUACGCCAUCCCGCGUGUAUGAGUGGGCCCCAGAUUAAAUGCCCUUGUCCUAAGACAAGAUGUAAAAAUACGGGUUAUCGAGACGUCGAAACGGUGAAACUACACAUUCUGCAGAAAGGGUUUGUGGCAGAUUAUCAAGUGUGGGUUUUUCAUGGGGAGGGAAAUGUUUUAAAUCCCCGUCCCGUUGCACAGCUACCGGAGUAUGACGUUGACAUGGAAAAUGAGGGGGGAGACGACUUCAGCUCCGUUCAGAGAAUGGUUAUCGAUGUUGCCGGUCCAGAAGUAGUCAAACACUCUCCGUUAUCUGCGGCUGUUAAAAUGUUGGACAUCAAAUGUCGUCACAGUGGCUCAGUAGCUUUAGUAGAUGAUGUGACCGAAUUUAUACAAGAGCUACUCCCAGAGGAGAACAAGAUGCCAAAGAACUUUGCUAAAAUAAAGAAGAUGGUUAGAGGUCUUGGGUUGCCGGUCGAAGUUAUCGAUUGCUGUUUGCGCAACUGCAUGAUUUACUGGGGGUCAGACGCGGAUUUAACGCGAUGUAAAAUUUGCGAUCACGAACGGUGGAAACCGCCCCCUAAAGGAAAUUCUGUGAAAAGACGAGUUAACGUCCCUUAUAGGAAAAUGUUUUAUUUUCCUAUAACUCCGAGACUGCAGAGACUGUACGCUUCUAAAGCCACCGCCAAGCAUAUGACGUGGCACGCAGAACACAAAAUGGUUGAUGGAAAGAUGUGUCACCCGUCAGACUCCCCAGCAUGGAAAUAUUUUAGUGAAUUGCAUACAGAGUUUGCGGAAGAACCGUUGAUAGCUGAGCUGAACCACUUGUGGGAAUUUGAAGUCCAGACAUUUGAUGUGCACAGGCGACAAAAUUUCCAAUUGAAAGCGGCACUUAUGUGGACGAUUAAUGAUUUUCCCGCUUAUUCUAUGUUAUCUGGCUGGAGCACAUCUGGGAGACUAGCUUGCCCACACUGCAUGGAAAAUACAGAUGCUUUCACACUUAAAGGGAGUAGAAAACAGUCGUGGUUUGAUUGCCACAGGAAGUUCUUGCCUCGUGGUCACAUAUACCGGCGUAAUACCACUGAUUUCCGAAAAGGAAAACCGUAA